Ophidiomyces ophidiicola is the source of this 1440-nucleotide messenger RNA. RefSeq lists its product as uncharacterized. The record is from RefSeq and is a predicted model, not a curated record. The transcript has a single exon. Gene Ontology annotation, cellular component: RNA polymerase I core factor complex. Lineage: Eukaryota; Fungi; Ascomycota; Eurotiomycetes; Onygenales; Onygenaceae. The coding region runs from base 1 to 1440 and encodes 479 amino acids. Gene Ontology annotation, biological process: transcription initiation at RNA polymerase I promoter; nucleolar large rRNA transcription by RNA polymerase I. Gene Ontology annotation, molecular function: TBP-class protein binding; RNA polymerase I core promoter sequence-specific DNA binding; RNA polymerase I general transcription initiation factor activity.
AUGUCUGAAAUACCUUCGAUCUCCCACUUCGCGCUCCCGCUGCCCCUCUGGCUGCAGCCCGUCAGCUACCGCACGGCCAAGUACGACCCGCCCAAGCGCGCCAAACGCGCCGCCGCCCGCGAGGAAGAGGAGGAGGAUGACGACGACGACAACGACGAUAACGAAGAAGGCCGCCUCGAGACAGACAAUGAGGAGGAGGACGUCGACCGCAGCUUCGAUGUCGUCGCGGCCCGCCGGUCUCGCGAGAGCACGGUGAAAAGCGAACGCUCGCGGCGCUCCGUCUCGUCCAGCGCCGCCGCUGUGCUGACGCCCGCCGAAGCCCACCAGUACCGCGUCGCCGGGCACGCGCCCGAAUCCGACCUGCCCGGCGGCAACUUCCCGCACUCGCGGCGCGGCUCGAUGUCCUCGGCGGCAACACCGUUCGUGGCGCCGCGGCGCCGGCGCGACGUCGAGCGCGACCUGGCGCUGCUCAACCCGCCCGUGUUCGCGCGCGGCAGGUCGACGAUGGCGCGUAGCACGCUGCGCCUGCGCCACCUGGGCGUGCUCACGACCAUCCUGCACCGGUGCCUGCUGCAGGGUGACUAUGUGCGCGCGGGCCGCGCGUGGGGCUUGCUGCUGCGCGACGAGUGGGGCGGGCAUGCGCUGGAUGUGCGCACUGAGGGCCGAUGGGGCGUCGGGGCCGAGAUCUUGCUGCGGAGCCGGAACGGCGGUGAUGGUGGUGAAGAUGAUGAUGGGGGUUGGUUCUCGCGCGCCGGCUUCGACAAAGCGAGAUACUACUACGAUCGGCUGGUGCUGCACUUCCCGUACCGCAAGCACGCCCCGCACGCCCUGGGGCCGUUACAUUUCUACCCGGCCAUGUUUGGCCUCUGGAUCUCUGUCGUGCAGGAGGAGAGCAGAGCCGCGCGUGAGGCGCCGCUCGACGAGCCCGAACCCGAGUUUAUCUACGAUCCCAACGAGAACAUGUCGAUCUGCAGCGGCACGGCCUCUGACGACCGCCGGCGCCGGGCACAGGCCGUAGCGCGCGCGCGCACCGCGGAACUCGACGAGGCGCAGCGCAUCGCCGCGCGCCUGGACGACCUGCUCGUCUCGCCGCCGUUCUCCGACAGCUACGAGCUGCUGCGGCUGCGCGCCAUGAUCUCGCUCUGGAUCGCCGACCUGUUCGUGUCGUCCGUGUCGCCGGACGAUGCCGCUGCCGCCGCCGGCGGCUACGAGACCGACAACUUUGCCCCCGCCGCGCGCUACGACCACGAUGGCGAUGUGAGUAUGGCCUACGACGAGCCUGUGGAUUCCAUCCUGGCGCGUAUGGAAGAGGGCCUGGGGAAUGAAAGGAAGGCCGCGGAGGUGGAGAAGGCCAGGGCGUUUUUCCACCGGGCUCGGAGGAGGAAGGAGGGCCCGCUGUCAGAUAUGGAUAGAUUAUAUAUACGCAAGCUCCAGGAGUAG